This is a messenger RNA of Didymodactylos carnosus, 369 nucleotides long. The record is from the annotation of a GenBank genome assembly. Lineage: Eukaryota; Metazoa; Rotifera; Eurotatoria; Philodinida; Philodinidae.
AUGAUAAAGUCCAUUGUAACUCUCAUGAUUUAUCGAACAAAAAGUUUAUUUUUACCAAUUAUAUUAUCCACACUGUUAACCCUAUUUACAACGUUUGUUUUAAAUGAAUCUUCGGCCACAGCUACAUUACGUAAAUCUAUUCAAUGUGCCAUAUCCAGUGUGACAAUUAAUUUUGAAUCAAUGUUUAUUGAUUUUCCCGAUUAUACAUUUGAAGAACGACGGCAACAGAUAAUGAAUGAACUACUUAAUGAUCGUAUCGCUACCAGCAAUAGCUUAUGCACCUAUUUGACAACAACUUUCGACUUCGAACUAAUUUAUCCAUUAAUUAUUACAGUUUUAAUUACAUUAUCACUCUCUACGGUGAUAUGA